Molecule: messenger RNA, 3581 nt
Organism: Sphaerodactylus townsendi
Lineage: Eukaryota; Metazoa; Chordata; Lepidosauria; Squamata; Sphaerodactylidae
Gene: SCARB2
Product: scavenger receptor class B member 2
Exons: 12
Coding region: 177-1625 (482 amino acids)
Biological process (GO): receptor-mediated endocytosis; protein targeting to lysosome
Cellular component (GO): cytoplasm; membrane; lysosome
Molecular function (GO): scavenger receptor activity
Source: RefSeq, a predicted model, not a curated record
CCAGCAGCCGGCCUUCCCUCCGGAGCCAAUCCGCUUUCCCUCCGCCCCCUUUGGCGGAGCGAGCAGGAGGCGUCGCGCCGGCCUGUGCAGGGAGGCGCCCGGGCCGGCCUUUGGGGAGGACGCGUCUGGCGCGGGCAGGAGCGCGCACCGGCCUGGCUCUCCCUGCAAAGACGGCCAUGAAGAAGCUCUGCCUGGGCACGGUCGGCGUGCUGGCCGUGGCCCUCCUGAUCGCCAGCAUCGCCUUGCUAGCGGCUCGGGUCUUGGAGAAAGCCGUGGAUCGCCAGGUGCAAGAGGAAAUGAUUUUGAGGAAUGGUUCUGACACUUUAAAAGUAUGGGAGGAACCUCCACCGCCCGUGUACAUGCAGUUCUUUUUUUUUAACGUGUCCAAUCCUGAAGAAAUUCUCAAUGGUGAGACUCCCUGGGUGACAGAAAUUGGACCGUACACCUACAGGGAAGAGAGACCCAGAGUGAAUGUUCACAUUUUAGACAAUGGCACAAGAAUAUCUUUUCUCAGCCCCAAGACUUAUAUCUUCAUCCCAGAGAAGUCAGUGGGAAACUCGGAAGUUGAUCUGAUCCGGACUGUAAACUUGCCUGCAGUGGUUGCAAUGGAAAUGACUACAACAACUGGCAUGCAUCUUCCUGUAGAGUUUCUGCUCCUCCUGUACAAAGAAGAGAUGUUCUCGAUACACACUGUCCACGAAUGGCUAUGGGGCUACAAAGACAAAUUCCUCCAUGCUAUGCACAAAAUAAAUCCUACUGUUGAUGAAGAAUUUGGCUUUUUUAGUAAGAUGAACGGGACGGACGACGGAGAAUACGUUGUUCUAAGUGGAGAACAGAGCUAUAAGAACUUCACAAGGAUUGUUGAAUGGAGAGGAAAAGAGAAAUUAGACUGGUGGACGUCACCAACAAGUAAUAUGAUAAACGGAACUGAUGGCUCUUCUUUUCACCCACUGUUAGACCCAGAGGAAUCGAUCUAUAUUUUUGCCUCAGACUUCUGCAGGUCUCUGGAACUCAUCCAUGAGACGUAUGUUACAGUUAAGGGAAUCCCAGCCUAUCGGUAUGUGCCUCCUGAAUCCUUCUAUACUUCUGGCGCGAUUAAUAAAAACAACGCUGGGUUUUGCGUUCCGGCAGGAAAUUGCCCUGGGACAGGGCUCUUGAACGUCAGCACCUGCAGGCAAGGUGCACCAAUAUUAAUAUCAUCUCCACACUUCUACCAGUCAGAUGAGAAGUAUAUCAAAGACAUUAAUGGCAUGUAUCCAAGUAAAGAGGACCACCAGACAUUUCUGGACAUAAAUCCUAUGACUGGAAUUCUGGUGCGUGCGUGCAAACGCUUGCAGGUCAACAUUUACGUCCGAAGUUUCCAAGAUUUUAUACAAACAGGCAGCAUCAAGACACUGGUUUUCCCUGUGCUGUAUUUAAAUGAGAGCGUGUUGCUGGAUGACGACUCUGCGGAGAAACUGAAAGCCGCUAUGUUUGAAUCGUCUUUGCUAACCAGCAUCCCCUAUGUCAUCAUGGUCUUGGGAGUUGUUUUUGGAAUCGUGUUUGUUGUACUCGUCUGCAGGCCCCUCCGGCCGAAGGAAGAGGGUUCAGCAGACGAGAGAGCGCCCCUCAUCAGGACUUCCUGACUCCCUUUCCUCUACCCCUUCUCACCGAUGAACUAUGCAAGCUGCUCUUAACAGUCACCGUGACACAGUGCUCUUCACUGUCCGUGCGUCUGCUCGAAAAACAAAAACCCCUCCCAAAAAACCGCUACACUAAUAUAAUGUUAACGCUCUGCCUUUUAAAAGUUUUGGAAUUCAGGGCAGUUGGGCUGAUGUGUUGAGCGUGGGAGUUUCCAUGUCACUGUUUUUUAAAAAGACUGGGUUAAAGAGGACUUCUCUGUUAAGAGUUUAGAAUUUGUAAGGGGGGGCAGUCAGCAAUUCCACUGGUGCAGCCCCAUUGACUUUCUCAAGGCACUAGCAGUCUAGGUGGCUAGGCAUUACAGCCUUCAAUAGCAGGCCAGAGGAGGCUGUUCUAACUAUCAUGACCCCUUUUUUUAUUUAUUGGAUUAACACAAUGCAACUUCCUUUUCCUUGGAAUCUGACUGCUUAUUGACAGGGCAUCCUGCUGUAUCUAUUCUCUUUACCCUUGUAUGUUCAGGUGUUCCUCUGGGUGCGAUACAUUCAGAGCUCAAUCUUGACCAGAAGAAAGGUACUGAGUUCCAGGGAACAGUGGAAUGUCUGUUAGACUAGCUAAAUCCUACAAGGCACCGGGAUAUCUCCAGUUCUGAAGAUGCCGUAGACUUCAGAAUAGACCCAAUAACACUGUUGUGUCUUUGCACUUUGUACCCACUGGAUGACUUUGGGAACACUUGCCAAACCUUCUAUGGAUGCAUAACGUGUAAAAGAUCGGGAGGCAUGAGUCUGAAAAGCUUCCUUUGCCCAGAGUAGUAGAACUGGAAAUAAGCAGAUCCUGAAUUCAACCACCGGUUUUUUAAAAGGACGCUUAGGAUGCCAGAUAACGCUACUGAGAAUGCCAGUUCAGGUGGAACCUUUCGUGGGAACGUGUUCUAAAAACCAGUCUCGGUACGGAAAAUGUUGCUGCAGUUCUAGCCCUCGGCCACUUUGGUAAGAAAUAUUAAGUAUGUACAUUUGAACGUGCGUCUGUAAAUAACUUCAGUAACAUACUGUCUUUCCAUGGGAUUCAACCUGCAAGCACUUGCCCUCCCAUGAUCUUUGGCAUCUUCCUUUUGGCCUUAUUGGCGAAUCAGGCCUCUUCCACACAUGCAAAAUAAUUACCGCAUUUUUCAAACCCGGCUUUCUGGCUUUGUUUGCAAGUGGAUUUUUCCAUUCCGCACAGCUUCAAAGAGCACUGAAAGCAGUUUGUAAGUGCAUUAUUCUGCAUGUGCGGAAUGAGCCUCAGUCUAUUUCACCACACCUAACAGUUAGGGGCUGGGGCUAUAACUCAGGAGUGGAGCAUCUCUUUUGCACGCAGAAACCUUCAUGUUCAACCUGUGACACCUUCGAUUAAAAGAACUUGGAUAACAGGUGUUAGGAAAGACCUUUCUCUACCUGGGACCCUUGAGAGCCCACUGCCAGUCAGCGGAAACCACACUGAGUUUCAUGAGCCAGUGGUCUCGCUCUCCAUAAAGGCUCAUUUCAGUUUGUGGCUACAUCCUCAAAACAAACUUCUUGGAGGCGUUAUCGACUGUGCACCUAGCUUUUAAAAACAUGUUGCCAAGCAUUUAUCAGUAAACUUGAGGCAUUAAACCAGUUAUCAGUGGCAUUUUCAGCUUAAAACUGGUUUUGGAUUUACAGUAUCACAAAAUAUCUGGGCUGGGGCAGGGAGGGGGUUUUAUUGGCAUAAUGUGUAUUUUUGUAGGUUCAGAGUGGCAGAGCAUCAUUUGAAACCAUGGAUUGCAGUAUUACUGUGAGGAAAGGUGUCUCCGUGGUAUGUCAUUGGCGCAAAACGCCUUUUAAAUAUUAUGCUAUGUUAUAGUACCUUUUGAAAUUACUUCCCACAAGGAGAUAAUCAUGUAGUAAAUUUUCUAGAUGUCAAACUUGCGGCCCUCCAGAUGUUAUGGACUGCAGUUCCCAUCAUCC